GUCAGAUAACUAACUGUUCUUGUAGCUGAGUGUGGUGGGUGGUGCACGGGUGGAUAAUAAUAUUAAUUGAGCCCUAAGCCUACUGCUUCUUUUUACUUGUGGCUGUGGAUUUAAACACAACGUGUCGUAGUUCAAGCUCAGGGUUUGGAGUGUGUGCAACCAGUUUAGCUUCCCAGCCAGUGUAAUUAUGUGUAGUGUCGGAUAAAAUUCAACGUGGUAUGCGUACGCUGUACUGUGAAGUCUCUAUAGUGUACUGCUCGGCUCAGGGAAUGAAAUGUUCAAAGGAGAUGGAGAGGUUGCACAAAGACUGGUUUAUGAGCUGCUUACUUUCGCCUGCAAACAAGGCAAGCGGCGACAGCCCACCAGAAGCACUGGUACAAGACCUAAUCAAAAGACCUUCAAAGUCGAUUGUCCAGCGAGGAUAAGAGUGGUGUGCAAAGAAGUUGAAGGACGAUGUGUACUUCAAGUCAAUAAAGCUGACCUGGAGCAUGUGGGACACCCAGUUGGAGCAGAGGCAUUUGAUCUGUAUCCAGAAAAUCGACGUUAUGUUGCAGAUGAUGAGUUCAGACGUUUAGUGUUGGCUGGAACAUCAAUAUCUGGACUUAAAGAAUAUAUUUCUACAAAGUACAACAAGUCUCUCCGUAACAAAGAUAUUUACAAUUACAGGCGGAGAAUCUGUGCAGAAGCCGGAGUUUCAACUGGGGAUUCCAACUCUCAAACGAAAGGCAAGAAACCCAAAAAACGAAUAAGUGGAACAGACACAACUGUGGCUGAACAAGUGGUGGCUGAAGUGCAGAAAAGACCACAGUUGUAUGACUAUCAGCACCCUGCCCAUACAGACAAAGUGGCUGUGGAAGUCGGAUGGGCAGAGAUUGGACUUAUCCUGGACAUGACUGCUGAGAAUGCCAAAAAUAUGUGGAACAAGCUACAGAGAAGUUACUUGAGAUUCAAAGCAAAGCAGGCGUCUAGUGAGCGUGGCAUGGUGAACACGUUUCACUUGCAGGAGCAGAUGGCAUUUCUAGAUCAGCAUAUAACCGUGAUCUGCACCGAAGAAAACCCUCAGGUGUCUUUCGAACUGGAAGAGGUUGAGUUUGAUGAAUACGCCCAUGUUCAAAAAUGUGAGGACGCAUCUGGUGCAAUGGUUGUGAAACCAUCAUUGCCCUCAGGGGGAAGCUCCUCUGUCAGAGCUCCCUCCGCAGGUACAGCUGUGAUCAAACAUUCACCUCCCAAAAGGAUGAGUGACCCCUUCGAUUCUGCGUGGGAAUCACGAUUCAACAACCGUGACCCUGAUCUAGAUUUUCUACAAGGUUUGUUGCCUCAAAUCAAGGAACUGUCUAAAAGCAGGAAAAGAGAAUACUUCCAUUCAAUUUCAUCAAUGCUGUUUACUUGUCUGAAGGAGCAAGAUGAGGCCUCUACGUGAACAUAUUUUUUUUUCAUUUUGUAGCUUUAAUCUUUUAUGAAUGGAUAUUAUAAUAAAAUUUGAAAUGAUACUCGUAAA
Messenger RNA from Aplysia californica (California sea hare), 1498 nucleotides. RefSeq lists its product as uncharacterized. The record is from RefSeq and is a predicted model, not a curated record. Gene Ontology annotation, molecular function: DNA binding. Gene Ontology annotation, biological process: regulation of transcription by RNA polymerase II. Gene Ontology annotation, cellular component: nucleus; transcription regulator complex. Lineage: Eukaryota; Metazoa; Mollusca; Gastropoda; Aplysiida; Aplysiidae. The transcript is spliced from 7 exons. The coding region runs from base 275 to 1420 and encodes 381 amino acids.